AUGGCAUCCAAAGAUAUCACAGUACUUGAAACCGCAGCGGCAUCCUCUUUAAAUGCAAAUCACACCUUUUCGUUCCCGCAGCUAAAAAGAAGGAAGAUAUCCCACGAAACCGAAAUUGGCAAUACAAAGUGCGACUUGGGUUCUACUUUCACUAUCCUUCCCCAUGAUGAGUCGUCAACCAAGCCUCAAACAUUGACCUCAAUAGCCGUUCUUCCUCGUUCUCGGCUACCUCUGUCAUGGCUGGAUCUGUGUCCUGGUACUCAACGAAGCAUCCCUUCGGGGAUGCUAUUUGCUUCGAAUAUAUCCAUUCUCGAAACAAGACUGCAGUGUAAAAGAGAGCGCGUCGUGUUAGUAGCGCGCUUACAACCUAGAAAAUCCGCGACUACCAAUUCUCGGGCUUUGACACGUGGUGAUGCUAGCCAAGAUGAGCUGUACGUUAUCGAGAGAGUGAAAGCAGGCCUAUACACAAUAUAUGGCCUGGUACAAUCCGUAGGGGAGGGAGAUGUGGUUGUCACAGCAAAGAGCUGGAAACCUGAUCUUGAAAAUGAUACAAUACUAGACCCCAAUCCAGCUGUUAUAUAUGAGAAUUGGCUUAGCAAUGCGGAGAUUCCCGGCUCUCUAGACCUUGAACAAACCUACACGCGAACAACCGAUGGCGUGGUAUUUGUUUUUGGACAGCAAAGCGAGAGAGGGCACCACAAUUCCUCUAACACCGGAAAUGUAGCCUCCCUAGAAGACACAACUACAGUUGAAUUAGCAUCGCUCUAUGAAGCAAUGCAACCCGUUGUUGACACUCCCACUUCCAAAAGAAAAGCUGAAGGUAUGCUUGCCCGUGCAAAUGCAGAAGCACUGAUUAACUUUGCGGCAGAUCUACAGAACCCCCGGGUUCUCUUGGAAGGCUUAAGGACACAGUACCUGGAAGCCCUUUACACCUCAAAAACCUCAGUUGCCUACUUUGCCAAAGGACCUCUCUCUCGUGCUCGUACCGCUUUCCAAUGCCCUGGGAAUUCUAGUGCAAGGCGGAUUUCUGAUUUAUGUUACUUUUAUCGGGAAAGCAUUGUUCCUAUCAAAAAAGUAGAUGUCAAGUAUCGUGACUCUAUUCCAGAGGUCGUGCGAACCUUGGCUCCUGACAGGCUCGAUUGUUUGGCACCCUGUACAUCGGGAGAGAACAAAGGCAAAAGCAAGAAGAGAAAGAUAGGUAAAGACGGUUUAUACCCGGAAGAAAAGGAUAUGAUUUUGAAAUGGUGGGCACGACGGAGUGUUACGGAAACACCCCUUGUGGACCGCUCAGCAGAUACAGAAUUAAAGCAGCUUGUGGCUGAGCUUCGUUUUCGCGAAACACAACUCCAAAUACUGUUAAUUCUCGAAACCAUGUCUAUCGAGACUCUGCUAAAUGCAGAUGAUGAAUCGCAGAGCCCACCACCUAGUAAAUGUUCAAAAAAGAAAAAGCAAGACCUGGGCAUUAUUCUCGAGCUACUAGUUGAUAGACUAUGUAUUUGGCACACUGUAGGCUCCGAUGAGCCCUCCACUUUCGACUCGGGUAAACGACGAGAUGACGGCCAACCGCUGAAUAAGGCAGAGAAUGACAAAUUGCGUGACUUCUGUGCGGAAGUAAUUAUACCUUUUUAUGCACCCCGCCUUCCAGAGCAGUGCAAGGCCAUUAGUUUGAAAUUGGGUGGCCCGAUAUCAGUGUCGCCCAAACGCCCUACAACGCUACUCCAAAAGAGUACGGUGGAAAAUUCUACCACAACGGUUAAGAGACAGGAUCCCCGAAAACCCAGACGUACAUUGCAGCGUGUCUUGACAGAUGAGAAAGCGGCUGCAAAGAGACGCAUUCCAUCUCUAGUCCGGCAUAAAAGUACCACAGGCAUUCAAGACAUCAAGAGAGAAUCAAGCGAACCGGUCUGUCUCUCCUUGAUAUCAAGUGGCCGAGGUGCAAUUCAGAAACGCAAACGCCAGGACAACAGAGAAAUAGACCUCGAUGCCGUAGCUAAAACCCACGAGACAAAAUUGAAAAAGGUCAAUAUGUUCUUAGAACAGAAAAAAGAACUAGACGCUGCCAUCAGUGCUUUAAGAAAACCCAACAGAGAGCAGGCUGGACGGGACUGGGCGGAUUCUGCAGCCAAAAGAUCAUCGGCUGAGAGCUCAAGAAAACAAAAAGAGCCCAGACGCUACCCAUUAGGUGAAGGAGUUCAAGUUAUGGUGACCCCCAGGACUGUCAGGAAGAAGGAUUGCGGAAUGGUUAGAGUGUCUUCUCUUUCGCAGAAAUGGGACGAGUCAAACAAUAAAGGCCCUCUCUCAAUAUCUGAUACAGAAGAUCCAGUUGUUCCUUCUUCCAUUUCGCGGCCUCAAAUGGGAUCUAGUGGACCAAAGAAUGUCUCCGUAUCUGUGCAAGAAACUCCCUUAAAGCCAACAGCACAAAUAUCUAAUCUUUACCGUCACUCCAAUACCGCUGGGCAAUCCUCCUUUUUAAGUGCAGCUUCUAUAGAUACCCCACCCAAAGACUCCAAACGACCAUCAUUAUCAGGUACCAAUCCGCUUGCCACUACAUUCGCCACGCCUACAAAACCUUUGAAUUCCGGCUCUAAAGGCGACUAUAAGAUUCCGAAUUCGGAUGGCAUUGAGCAUUCCCCCGGAAUAAAGGAGACUCCACUUCAUUCCCUUUCAUGGCGACCAAGUGCUCCAACUACUUCCAAGAGCCAAAAUGAUCUAUCACGCCCGCCAGCAAGUUCCGUAGUUUUCAGUACACCCGUGAGAAAAGCCAGUUCAACUUUGAAUAGAAUUUCCCCAGUCGUUCAAGGAAAAGUCGGGUCCCAACCCAAGUUGGAAAAUUCAAUAUACAAUGAACUGGGGUGGGACGAAGACGAUGACGAUGAACUUGCAGUACCUUGGAGCACUUUGAAAUAG
Messenger RNA from Ophidiomyces ophidiicola, 2907 nucleotides. RefSeq lists its product as uncharacterized. The transcript has 3 exons. Bases 1 to 2907 code for a protein of 968 amino acids. Gene Ontology annotation, cellular component: DNA replication preinitiation complex. The record is from RefSeq and is a predicted model, not a curated record. Gene Ontology annotation, biological process: DNA replication initiation. NCBI's taxonomy places the organism in Eukaryota, Fungi, Ascomycota, Eurotiomycetes, Onygenales, Onygenaceae.